AUGUCUGGACUGACGACUGGGCUAAAGGUUCCUUCUGGAAAAGGAGAAAGAGUGAUUGUCACCCACGAAGGUAGUGACACUGGCUUCGUGUCCGGUUGCCUGGACUUGUUCCGUGGGAAAAAGAAGGGGGACUACCACGAUGAAAUGGACUCGAGCAGGGUUGAAGCAUGGUUUAUUCAUCUGCUGGACCACAUCGAGUCUAACGGCGUAAUUGUUAUAGACAACGCGCCAUACCACAGCAGAAAGGCUGAAGCUGUUCCCACAACUGCAACAAAGAAGGGCGAGAUCCCGCAGUGGCUCUCUUCCAAGAACCUAGACUGGACUGCCACAAAGAAGAAAAAAGACCUUCUGAGCAUUGUGGCACCGGUGAAGGAUCGCUACACAAAGUACAAAGUUGACGUCAUGGCUACGGACGCCGGACACACAGUGUUGAGGCUCCCACCGUACCAUUGCGAACUAAAUCCCAUAGAGUUGACAUGGGCACGAGUCAAGCAGGAGGUCGCCCCCAAGAACAUCACAUUCAAGCCCAAUGACGCCGAUCGGCUCUUGAGGGAAGUAGUGGACAACGUAACAGCUGUCCAUUGGCAUGACUGUGAAGAGCUUGUGAAAAAAAUGGAGGCGAAGUUUCGAGGAUGUGAUGUCCCAGAGUAG
Messenger RNA from Ixodes scapularis (black-legged tick), 651 nucleotides. RefSeq lists its product as uncharacterized. NCBI's taxonomy places the organism in Eukaryota, Metazoa, Arthropoda, Arachnida, Ixodida, Ixodidae. Bases 1 to 651 code for a protein of 216 amino acids. The transcript has a single exon. Gene Ontology annotation, molecular function: nucleic acid binding. The record is from RefSeq and is a predicted model, not a curated record.